Messenger RNA from Peromyscus leucopus (white-footed mouse), 2360 nucleotides. RefSeq names its product ATP-binding cassette sub-family G member 3-like. The transcript is spliced from 16 exons. The record is from RefSeq and is a predicted model, not a curated record. Bases 400 to 2355 code for a protein of 651 amino acids. Gene Ontology annotation, cellular component: plasma membrane. Lineage: Eukaryota; Metazoa; Chordata; Mammalia; Rodentia; Cricetidae. Gene Ontology annotation, molecular function: ATP hydrolysis activity; ABC-type transporter activity; ATP binding.
ACCGUUACUUUCUUUUUGUCGCCAUUGGGAUUCUUUCAGCACCUCAGCUCCAGUGUGGGCCCGACCUGAGGCGCUGUGCAGACUGCCCAGCUCUCUGGAAGCUCGCCCUGAGCUGGGGAGCCCCAAACCCAGGGACCCACAGGGCCCCUCCCCCACGGUGUUCCUUUCCCAUGCCCCCUGAUCCCACCCCGUGGUGUCCCGGCAGGCUACUUCCUUUCCUCUUUGGGAGCCGCCCAGGUCGCGGCCUCUGAAGGAGGGCUGCAAAGGUGGCCCAGAAGCAGAGGCUCCAGGACGCUGAGGGGCAGAAGCCAGAGCCUUGGGGAGAAGUUGCAGCUCUCCUCCUGUCCUGUGCACAAGCAGACUGGGCCCCUGCAUCUGACCCUGGAAGAACCGCUGGAGAUGUCUUCCAAUGAUGACCCUGUUGCAAUCCCGAUGAUAGAAAGAAAUCCCAGUGACCUUCCUGGAAUGGACACCGGUGACCCGGACACAUUGACUGGAGAAGCUGUGUUGAGUUUUCAUAACAUCAGCUAUCGAGAAACUGUGCAGAGUGGCUUUCCAUUUCGAAAAAAAACAUAUGAGAUAGGAAGACUAUAUAAUAUCAAUGGGAUCAUGAGACCUGGCCUCAAUGCCAUCAUGGGACCUGAAGAUGGGAGCAGAUCUUGGUUAUUGGAUGUCUUAGCUGCAAGGAAAGAUCCACGUGGAUUAUCAGGAGAUAUUUUGAUAAAUGGGAAACCUCGACCUGCUAAUUUCAAAUGUAUUUCUGGUUAUGUACCACAAAAAGAUGUGGUGAUGUACACGGUGACUGUGAGAGAAAAUAUAGAGUUCUCAGCAGCUCUUCGACUCCCAAUGACUGUAAUGAGAGAUGAACGAAAAAGGCGAAUUGAUGAGGUCCUUGAACUUCUGCAUCUGGAUAAAGUGGCAAAUGUCAAGCCUAGAUCUAAGGAGCUCAGGAAAAGGACCAGUAUAGCAAUGGAGCUGGUCGCCGAGCAUCCCAUUCUGUUCUUGGAUGAUCCCACCACUGGCUUAGACUUGAGCACUAUGACAGAUAUCAUCUCGGUCCUGAGAAGGAUGUCUAUGAGGGGACGGACAAUCAUCUUCUCCAUUAAUCAGGCCCAGUACUCCAUCUUCAGAUUUUUUGAUAGCCUUACCUUAGUGGCCUCAGGAAAAGUCAUGUAUCAUGGGCCUGCACAAGAAGCAUUGGAGUACUUCACAUCGGCAGGUUACGAAUAUGAUUCCCACAACAACCCUGCAGACUUCUUCCUGGACAUCAUUAAUGGAGGUUUCUCGGCUCUAUUAGACACAGAGGAAGAAGGCCAUGAUGCUGACAAAUAUACAGAACUUUCUGAGAGACAGCACCAAGUCACAGAAAAAUUAGCCAAUAUGUAUGCCCAGUCCUCCUUAUACAGAGAAACGAGAACUGAACUGGAUCCACUCUUGGGGGAACAGAGGACAGGGAGGAGCUCAGCCGUGGAGGAGAUCACGUGUGUCACCCCUUUCUGGCAUCAACUCAGAUGGAAUAUCUUUCAUUUAUUAAAAAAUUACUGUGGUUUUCCAGAUGUCACUAGGAAUCAGGCAAUUAUCACAAUUAUUCUGGCCGUGCUUGUGGGCAUCGCUUUCUGUUUCCUAAGGAAUGAUUGUACUGAAGUCCAGACCAGAGCUGGCCUGCUCUUCGUGGUCACCAUCUUCCAGACCAUCACGAGUGUGUCUGCUGGGGAGCUCUUUGUGAUUGAUGAGGAUCGCUUUCUACAUGAGCAUACCAGUGGAUACUACAGAGUGUCACCAUAUUUCCUUGGCAAGUUGCUGGCUGAGCUGGUACCCAGGAGGUUAUUGCCAAGUAUUUUAUUUACUGUUAUAGUAUUCAGCAUAGCAGGAGUAAACACAGAUGUGAAGAGCAUCUUAGCUAUGUCAUUUACCAUCAUGAUGUUGGCUUAUUCUGCCAGUUCCCUGCCACUGUGUUUCAAAGCAGGAGAGAAUGCAGUGGCUGUGCCAACACUGGUAGUGACCAUCUACUUUGUGCUCAUGCUGUUUUUCUCAGUUCUGUCACUAUAUUCAGGAAGCUUAGCACCUGGGCUCUCAUGGAUUCAGUACUUCAACAUUCCUCAUUAUGGAUUUAUAGCUUUGCAGCACAGUGAAUUCCUGGGACAAAACUUCUGUACAGAACAUAACACAGCAGAAGUCAGUAGAUGUCAGAACUAUGUGAUAUGUACUGGUGAAGAAUUUUUGAUGAUCCAGGGCAUCGAUCGCUCGUCAUGGGGCUUCUGGAAGAAUCAUGUGGCCUUAGCUUGUAUAAUGAUUAUCUUCUUAUCAAUUACCUAUGUGCAGUUAUUAGCUCUUAAGAAAAAGAGACAUUUUUAAAUCAC